Messenger RNA from Magnolia sinica, 5445 nucleotides. Its product is annotated as 1-phosphatidylinositol-3-phosphate 5-kinase FAB1B-like. Gene Ontology annotation, molecular function: 1-phosphatidylinositol-3-phosphate 5-kinase activity; ATP binding. Lineage: Eukaryota; Viridiplantae; Streptophyta; Magnoliopsida; Magnoliales; Magnoliaceae. The record is from RefSeq and is a predicted model, not a curated record. The coding region runs from base 233 to 5116 and encodes 1627 amino acids. The transcript has 13 exons. Gene Ontology annotation, cellular component: endosome membrane. Gene Ontology annotation, biological process: phosphatidylinositol phosphate biosynthetic process.
UAUGGGCCCCACUACGUACGCUUUCUUCUUCCUGUCUAUCAUUUGCUCUUUUUUCUAUCUUUGCAUCUCUGCUGUGAUUUUAUUUCUAUUCCUUUCUUUCGAAAAAUGAAAUCCGAUUAUUCGAGAUUAAGGCAGCAACGGUUUUCUUCUUUUUUUGGGUUUGCUUCAAGAGGAAAUUGAGGUUGGUCUCUCAAUCUGAAUUGACUGAGCCGUGAAGUUCGUUCAGGACCAGAUGCCUUCGAUGUGCCAUGUUUGUAGUGCGCUGUUGAUGGAGUCGGGCAUUGAAUGUCGUUGUCGAAUUUGUUGCCGGCUCUUCUGCCAAGAGUGUGAAAAGAAAGUCACUUCUUCAAUAUUGGAUGGUGAAGAUUCUGUUUCCCUCUGUAACAUUUGCUUGCAGAAGUAUGAGCUAGAGCCUUCAAAAGAGGAUAGUUCAAGUGCUUAUGCAACACCAUUGACCAGUCCAGCUCCUUCUCUAAGCUGCUAUGAAAGCUGUAUCUCUAGCCUUGGUGAUUUUUUGUCUGAUUUGAACUUCCAAAGCAGGGAAGAUGGAGAUGAAGAAACUCCUGAUACCGGUCAAGAGCAUUGUAACCCUGAGUUUUCUGGCUAUUUAGAAGACCAAGAAUUGGAAAAUAUUGACAUCCAAAAUUACGAUGCUCAAAAUGAAUCAGAUGGUUUUAAAUUUGCUAAGUCUGUGGAUGAAGUUGAUGAGUUCAGUUCAAAAACAGUUGAAAAUGUAGAGAAAGAAAGCAUUGAACUCUCUCCACCCCUUGAUAUAGAAACCGAUUUGCGCAUUUGGAUACCACCCCCACCGGAAGACAAAGACGAUGACAUUGAGAGCAGUGUGGCUGACACUGAUGAUGAUGACAAUGAGUAUAAUGUCGGUAUGGAAUGGGGUUGGCCAAGUUCUCUUAGCAGCAGCUACAGGUUCCGAGAGGAACGCAAAAAGGCUAUGGUGGAGGUAAUGAAUGGCCGUUUCCGUGCCCUUGUGAGACAGCUUCUUGCAUGGGCAAGUGUUUCUCUUUCUGAGGAGGCUGGUGAGAAUUGGCUUGAUAUACUCACUUCUUUAUCAUGGGAGGCUGCUAUACUCGUAAAGCCUGAAGCUACUGAUGGGAAACCCAUGGAUCCUGGAAGCUAUGUGAAAGUGAAAUGCAUUGAAUCCGGUUCUCGCAGCCAAAGUCAAGUGAUCAGGGGUCUGGUUUUUAAGAAGAAUGCAGCGCACAAGCAUAUGCCCACCAAGUACAUGAACCCUAGAUUGUUACUGCUUCAGGGGGUUCUUGGACAACAUGCAGGCGAGUUGUUGUCGCUUGAUUCGAUGAAACAGGAAAAGAAGGAUUAUCUCAAGUCGAUCAUUGAUAUGAUAGAACUGUGUCAUCCGAAUGUGAUUCUUGUUGAGAAAAACGUCUCCCGUGAUGUGCAAGAGUCCAUUUUGGCAAAAGGAAUGACAUUAGUUUUUGAUAUGAAGCUCUCGCGCUUAGAGAGGAUCGCUUGUUGCACUGGUUCACAGAUUGUUCCUGCUGCUAGUGAUUUGGUUGAUCCGAAGCUGAAAACAUGUGAUUCUUUCCAUAUCGAGAAAGUUAUCGAGGAACAUGGAAAUUGCGGAGAAGGUGGAAAGCACCCCAUUAAAACUUUAAUGUUCUUUGAGGGUUGUCCAAGACCUUUGGGCUGCACGAUUCUGCUGAAAGGAGCUCGCAAUGAUGAACUGAAGAAGGUUAAAUGUGUGAUGCGGCAUGCAGUAUCUCAGGCAUAUCAUUUGAUACAAGAAACUUCCUUUCUGGUAGAUCAAAGGACAAUCUUUUCUAACACUCGAUUAGAAAUCGGUCUUUUGAGAGAGAAAAAAAUGCCAUUCGUUGGUUUUUCUUGUGCAAUUGAUUCAAAUGAUUCUAGUGUUGACAGUUCCACUGCUGGAAUCUCUUCAUUGCAUGCUGUAGAUAUACCCAUUUGUAAUGAAUGCCCAGAAAAGUCCAUUUCCGACCCGUCCACUUUCACACACGUCAGUUUCAAAGAAAAGGAACCAGAUUAUCGGAGCACAGGAGCAUUUCCUGCUUCUUAUUUUCUUGAAAGACUUGAUCAUGAGGUUGAACUGAGGGGUAGGACCAACCUAGAGAAGAAAUCAUGUGGCGUGGUUGGUCUUUGUGGAAAAGCUAAAAGCGGCAAAAUUGAUAUUGAUAAUGAAGUAGAAAUGCUACACAAGGAUGAGGUGGAAAUGCUACUAGAUCCUGAAUGGAUUUUAGUUUUGCUAACUAGCCGGUGUGUCUUGAAGGGGACAGUUUGUAAGCAAAACCAUCUUUAUCGUGUUAGGUUCUACAGGGAUUCUGACAUCUCCCUAGGACGAUUCUUGCAUGACGUCGUACUCAAUCAGAAACACCAUUGCUCCACAUGCGGUGAAUCACCAGAUGCCCAUUCAUACUCUUACACUUACCAGAACGGGAAGCUUGCGAUACGAGUCAAACGGCUUCCUCCUGAGAUGCUUUUGCCUGGUGAAGCAAAGAGGAAACUUUGGAUGUGGACCCUUUGUUUAAAAUGUAAUAGGGAGAAUGGGAUCCUAAAACAUACACGCAGGGUGGUGAUGUCUAGUGCAGCGCGUGGCCUAUCAUUCGGGAAGUUUCUAGAGCUUUGCAUUUCAGAUGACUCAACUUUGAGUAGGUUAUCCACCUGUGGCCAUUUGCUUCACAGAGAUUGCCUCCAAUUCUACGGAUUGGGUUCUGUGGUCGCAAUGUUCAGCUAUUCUCCUAUUGACAUCUACACGGCAUGUCAGCCACCGCCAGUUUUGGAGUUUUAUAACCCAAAUGGACAAGAGUGGCUUCAUAGCGAAGCAAAAGAUGUGCUUGAAAAAGGGAAUUUAUUGUUCAUGGAGGUCAUGAACUCACUGCAGAAGAUAAUGUCUGAAGUUACUAGCUCGGGCGUGAAUCAGCCUAUAAAAGAUCUCUCUGAAAUCGAAGCGAUGUUGCAGAAAGAAAAAUCUGAUUUUGAGGAAGCUAUUGAUAAGAAUGGGAAGCUGGGCCAGACCGUCCAUCAGAUUCUUAAUUUGAAUCGCUUAAACCAUGAACUUCUGCUCGAAUUGUAUGUUUGGGAUCGCCGCUUGCAAUCUCUUCGGUUGUCCACGGCAGAUAACAAUGCUACACAUGAAGAGCAAUUACGAUUGCAGAAGGAUGACAUUUCUGAUGGAAGAACUCAGAGAAGAAAUACAUUGGAAUAUGGUGGAGAUGGAGCUUUUGAAGACUCUCCACAUAUUGCCCACCACACCAGAAGCCUUUCCAAUGUGAAAACAGAGCUGGAAAUCGAGGCAGCCAAAGCCUCUAUAUCAGCUGAUAAUUUAAUUGGAGAUGAUAAUUUCCCAAAUUCUAAGCAUACAGGAAGUAAGAUCUGUAAUUCUACUGAUGCCGAGGCUACUGAAGGGCUAGCAGUGGAAUCUCAGCCAUCUGCUGCAUUGAUCACUCUUCCUUUGAUUGGUAAGGACAACGACGAGGAGUACAUGCCCAUUUCUGAUCAAUUACAGGCGGGCCAAGACAUCCCUAUUUCUGGGGAUGCUCUGGGACAGACCGAAACUGUCACAGACUUGAAUCCGAAAAUCGAGUAUGCAGUUAACAACUCAGCAUUAGAUGAUGUUUAUGCUCCGUUGAAGGAAUUGUGUCCUGGCACACUGGCACCCCUGAAACGGCUUCCUUCUAACUUAGACGACUAUGAAAAAUGGGUGUGGACCCCUUUUUCGGAAACUUGCAAGGCAUACAGAAAGGACUUCCAGAGAGGUUACUUACAGAAGUUUGAUUUUGUCAAUAGCUACACUCCAUCAUACCUCUCCUUGUCCAAUCAACUGAUUUCCGGCGAAAGGUCCACGCUUCACUUCCCAGUGGAUGCUGAUGAUAACAUUGUGUCUGCAUAUGAGGAAGAUUUUUCGAGCAUAAUUGCCUGUGGUCUCGCCUUAUUGCAGGACCAAUAUAGUUUGGCGGAAAACGCUGCUGAAAAGGAUAGAAGGAUUGGCAAACAACAAGAAACCAGUAAAUCGAAUGAGAAUACAUAUGGUCUGUUUCCCAAUGUUGUCAUGCCUUUCCCUCUCGGGACCUCAAAUGGGCCAUUAGAUCUUGAAGGGAUACAUUCUCAAGAAUUGACUGAAUUGGGUUUGGAGGGGUUCUUCUCUGUUGACUCUUUGCUAUUUUCAAAGUCUCUACACACUGAAGUCUCACUUGGGGUUGGAAAAUUACGAAGGAAAGGUAAAUACUCAGUGAUUUGCAUUUAUGCAAAACAGUUCUAUGCUCUUCGAAGGCACUGUUGUCCAUCCGAGAUUGAUUAUAUCUCUUCCCUCUGUCGUUCCAAGAAGUGGGAUGCCCAAGGGGGUAAGAGUGGAGCUUUUUUUGCAAAGACUCUGGAUGAUCGGUUUAUUGUAAAGCAAAUCAAGAAGAUUGAACUCGAAUCAUUCUUACAGUUUGGCCUGGAGUAUUUCAAGCACAUUUCGCAGUCUUUGAAUUCGGGGAGCCAAACAUGCCUCGCAAAAAUUCUAGGGAUAUAUCAGGUUAUUAUCAGAAAGUCUAAAAGUAGAAAACAUGUGAAAGUCAACCUGAUGGUGAUGGAAAAUAUUUUCUUUGGCCGGAACAUUUCACGUUUGUAUGAUCUUAAAGGUGUUCUUCAUUCUCGAUACAAUUCAGAUGCAAAUGGCACCCUUUUGGAUCAGAACUUUGUCGCCGAUGUGCUUGCCUCUCCAUAUUUUGUUGGCGGAAAGACCAAGCAGCACUUACAAAGAGCCAUUUGGAAUGACACAUCUUUCCUUACAUCAGUCGACGUUAUGGAUUACUCAUUACUUUUGGGAGUGGACAAGGAUCGGCGUGAACUUGUAUAUGGUAUUGUUGAUUAUCUGAGGCAGUAUACAUGGGACAAACAUCUUGAAACGUGGGUGAAGACUUCUCUUGUUGUGCCGAAAAAUGAGUUGCCAACAGUUAUUUCCCCGAAGGAGUACAGGAAAAGAUUCAGGAAGUUUAUGUCUACUUACUUCUUUACCGUUCCAGAUCGUUGUUGCUCUGAUCGAUUUUUUGGCCCUCACAAGUAUUGUGGUGAAGGCGGUGAUGGUUUUACUUGGUCCAAUAAUGCAGGGCCGACAGAGAUAUCAAAUAAACAGCGAUGUUGAAUUCUACAGAAUUGAAGUCUGAUGAGUCAAUCUCCACAAAGCUGGGAAGGCCUCAGAAGAACUGUGCAUAGUUUUCUUUUCUUGUCUUUUUUUCGCAGUUUUUUCCUCCCCCACUUUUGCAAUUUUUUUUAGCAAAUAUCAGGGAUUAGUGUCACGACCCUAAAUCUAGUGUUGGUAAUCUAUGAUUACGAUACACCAAAUUUUAGUUGACAGCAUCUGUAAAACUCUGAUUUUGGGGCUUCCAUAUAUCACACACUAAGUCCCAUAAGCGGGGCUCCACAAGGAGGAUUUCUGAAAAUAAAGACAAUAAACACGUAUCAUUUCUCAAA